Messenger RNA from Cucurbita maxima (winter squash), 1363 nucleotides. RefSeq names its product coenzyme Q-binding protein COQ10 homolog, mitochondrial-like. NCBI's taxonomy places the organism in Eukaryota, Viridiplantae, Streptophyta, Magnoliopsida, Cucurbitales, Cucurbitaceae. The transcript is spliced from 5 exons. The record is from RefSeq and is a predicted model, not a curated record. Gene Ontology annotation, biological process: cellular respiration; ubiquinone biosynthetic process. Gene Ontology annotation, molecular function: ubiquinone binding. The coding region runs from base 169 to 927 and encodes 252 amino acids.
UCCUUCCAUUGUAUAUACUUGAACGUUUGGAUCUUCCGUUUAGAGUCAUUUGCGGCGACGAGAAGAUUUGUUCGUGAUUUCUAUUCGCGUUUUACCCUGAUUCUUUUUGCAAUUAUCGAGGCGUGGGAUUUCCCGAUACAUUCAAGUUUCUGACCACCAGCGACUGCAAUGCUGCCGUUUCUGUCUACAUCAAAGGUCGGCAAGUCCUUGAUUUCGCGUAGACGUGAUGUCAGACAUGCGAUCAAAUACGCAAGUUGUAAUGCCGAGCCGUGGAAAUAUCAAAACGUUCGACAUGUGAAGUGUAUUGCCGGUGUUGAGACCUCGUCGAUUCAUAGACUGUUUGAUAAGGGUCAAAAGAUUUUUCAUGGGAGCUUCCAUGAUACUAGUGCUGGACAAACGAGGCGAUUUAUUGGCUGUGGAGAUGGGCAAGAGGGCGGCGUUCUAUCCAAAAUAUAUGAGGAGAGACGCGUAAUGGGGUAUUCUCCGGAGCAGUUAUUUGACGUAGUUGCAGCUGUUGACUUGUACCAUGAUUUUGUACCGUGGUGCCAGCGGUCAGAGGUAAUCAAAACCUAUCCUGAUGGAUCAUUUGAUGCUGAAUUGGAGAUUGGCUUCAAAUUUCUUGUUGAGAGUUACACUUCACAUGUAGAGAUUCAAAGACCGAAGUCUGUAAAGACAACAGUAUCUCAGAGCACGCUGUUUGAUCACUUGAUAAAUAUUUGGGAGUUCCAACCGGGACCAGUUCCAGGGACUUGCAACCUCUACUUUUUAGUAGAUUUUAAGUUCCAGUCACCCCUGUAUCGACAGGUGGCUUCGGUGUUCUUUAAGGAGGUUGUCUCAAAACUGGUUGGUUCAUUCAGUGAUCGCUGCCGAUUGAUUUAUGGACCAGGGGUUGCAGUCCUUGAAAAUUCAUACGGCCAAAGAGCUUAAAUUCGUUGAAUUUUUCAUUAAAUCUAUCAUUUAGCAGAGAAGAUUUAACAAGGAUUAAGUUAGCAAGUUGGAAUCCUGACAGAGAGCAGAUACGGAAUUAGGGGAAAGGGGUAUCAAUAAAUUUGAUUGAUUAAUGGCAUUACUUUUGGGUAGCCUGCAGCUUGCUUAUUUUGCUGUCCACCCAUCAAAGGACAUCUUAACCAUUUUGAUGCAUUUACGUUCCUUUUAUUUUUUGUUCUUGUGCAUUCUCACGUUUUUUGGUUUAAUACUUAGGAGUAUGAAUCGACACAUUUAUGGGAUUUGUUUCUUGUUAGAACAGGUCACAUGCUGGUAGGGAAAAUAUUAUUUCAAGUUUUAGGAUAUGUUUCAGGUUUUAUCCGUACAUAUGAAUCAAUUUUCAAACCAUUGGAGUUUGUAUGAUGUCCACAGUGGUUAA